Leptopilina heterotoma is the source of this 1713-nucleotide messenger RNA. Its product is annotated as U3 small nucleolar RNA-associated protein 15 homolog. The coding region runs from base 68 to 1633 and encodes 521 amino acids. The record is from RefSeq and is a predicted model, not a curated record. Gene Ontology annotation, biological process: rRNA processing; positive regulation of transcription by RNA polymerase I. The transcript is spliced from 5 exons. Gene Ontology annotation, cellular component: nucleolus. Gene Ontology annotation, molecular function: protein binding. NCBI's taxonomy places the organism in Eukaryota, Metazoa, Arthropoda, Insecta, Hymenoptera, Figitidae.
AGUACUGCGUCAUAACUGAAUACAACUUCACACGUGUGAUUGUCAACACGGUCAACACUUGUUUAUCAUGGCGUCCUUUAAAAAAACAAACGUUAAAGUUUUUACAAAAGCAGGACCUGAAUUAACGCCGGAUAAUAUUUACUGGAAGAAAUUUUCGGCUCCAGUAUUAGUGAAGGAAUUCGGUCCAAUUGAUUACAUUGAUUUUUCACCGGCUGAACCGUAUCAUUUUGCAGUGACAUGCUCGGUACGAGUACAAGUUUACAAUCCAAUAACAAAAUUGGUGACAAAAAAUCUCAGUCGAUUUAAGGAAUCAGCUUACGGUGGAUCAUUUCGUAAGGAUGGUAAAUUACUUUGCGCGGGUGGUGAGGAGGCUUCAAUUAAAUUAUUCGAUGUGAGUAGUCGAAGUCUUUUACGAUUAUUUGCCGGUCAUAAGGCGCCGGUACAUCGGACAUUCUUCACUGCCGAUGGAAUCCACAUUGUAUCAUUUUCCGAUGAUAAAACGACAGCACUAUGGGAUAUACCGAGUGAAAAACAAAUAUUGUCAUUUGACGAGCAUACGGAUUAUAUAAGAGCAGGUGCAGUGAGUCCUGUGUCUCCUGAUAUUUUUGCUUCUGGGAGUUACGAUCGUACUGUUAAUCUCUACGACACGAGGACGAAUAAAAAAAUAUUUACCGUCAAUCAUGAUUCACCGGUGGAAAGUGUUUUGUUUUUGCCAUCGGGCGGAAUUGUUCUCUCUGCUGGUGGAACAGAAAUAAAAGUAUGGGAUACACUCACGGGUGGGAAAUUAUUGGCGAGAAUGUCAAAUCAUCAUAAAACGAUAACUUGCCUAACGAUCGCUUCAGAUGGACACAAAAUUCUUUCCGGUUCUCUGGAUAGACACGUGAAAGUCUAUGACAUCGGAACUUAUAAAGCUGUCCACACUUUAGAUUAUCCAAAUUCAGUUCUUAGUUUAGGCAUCAGUAAAAAUGACGAGACAAUUGUGGCGGGAAUGGUGGAUGGUUUAAUAUCGAUAAGAAGACGAGAGGAUGAUCCAAAGGAUGUAAAGAAGAAACGUGAGAAAUCAUCGUUUCGAUAUUCAAUCGAUAAAUUACAUUCGCGAAGUUUGGAUGUAUUGGUUCGUGAGGAGAAUAAGCAAAUAAUGGGAAAAUAUGACGUGUGCUUGAGAAAAUUCCAAUACUCAAAAGCUCUUGACGAAGUCAUGAAACCAUACGUAAUGAAUAAACAACCACACGUGACGGUUGCACUACUUCUUGAGUUAAUGCGACGUCAAGGUUUGAAGCAGGCCCUCGCCGGAAGAGAAAACAAAUCGCUCGUUAAUAUUCUUAAAUUUUUAAUCAGACACAUAGGAAGUAUUAGAUUUGGACGAGUUAUUCUUCACGUUACCAAUGUACUCAUGGACAUCUACGAGGAUCAUUUAGAAGAACUAAGCUCAGAGCCAAGAACAAUGUUUAAUCUUCUCUCGAAAAAAUUGGAGGAGGAAGAGGAUUUAACAGUGACUUUAACUGAAUUACAAGGACCGUUGCAAAUGAUUUUAUCGGCUGCUGAAACAUUAACGACAACAACUUCAAUCGAUCCUCCAAAUUUAGAACCAUCGAGUGCCGCACAGAAGAAUCUUGUCCUAAGUAUAUCGUAAUUAGAUCUUUUUUUUCUAAAUUAAAAAUUAAAAAUCUGUACAUAUAGUUUUUAAAAUAAAAAAAAGAGAGAAAAACUUUA